Messenger RNA from Danaus chrysippus (African queen), 684 nucleotides. The record is from the annotation of a GenBank genome assembly. Lineage: Eukaryota; Metazoa; Arthropoda; Insecta; Lepidoptera; Nymphalidae.
AUGUCCAGAUUAGGUGCUCUUAAUAUUACAAAAAAUUCUGGCGCUAAACACACUGCUACAGUCAUAUUUUUUCAUGGUUCUGGUGCAGCUGGCGAUCAUAUGAAGGAAUGGGUGCAUUUAUUGGCAAAAAAUUUUGUUUUCCCACACAUAAAAAUACUCUACCCAACAGCACCAUUACAGCCUUACACUCCGGCUGGUGGUCUUAUGAGCAAUGUUUGGUUUGACCGACUAGGUAUUAACCCUAGAGCUCCCGAAGUAUUGGAAUCUUUAGCUCAAAUAGAAGUAGAUAUAAAAAAUUUAUUAAAAAGUGAAAAUGAGGCUGGUAUACCAAGUUCGAGAAUAAUUGUUGGUGGAUUUUCAAUGGGUGGAGCUUUAGCCCUUCAUACAGCUUAUCGAUGGGAUCCAAAUGUAGCUGGGGUCUUCGCUUUUAGUUCAUUCUUAAAUGAUAAUUCUGUGGUAUACGAAGAGCUUAAAGACUCUGGUACUAAAGUCCCUCUGCUCCAAAUUCAUGGUGACAGUGAUGAUUUAGUGAAUUUGGCUUGGGGUGAAGCAACAUUCAAAGAACUUAAGAGUGUAGGAGUACAAGGAAAUUUUCAUAUUAUGGAGAAGUUAGGACAUUCAUUGAAUAAAAGAGGGUUAAAUAUCAUUAAAGAUUGGAUAGAUAAACUUCUUCCCGAAAUAUAA